Zymoseptoria tritici IPO323 is the source of this 1316-nucleotide messenger RNA. RefSeq lists its product as uncharacterized. Bases 42 to 1316 code for a protein of 424 amino acids. The transcript is spliced from 4 exons. The record is from RefSeq and is a predicted model, not a curated record. Lineage: Eukaryota; Fungi; Ascomycota; Dothideomycetes; Mycosphaerellales; Mycosphaerellaceae. Gene Ontology annotation, molecular function: FMN binding; NADP binding; NADPH dehydrogenase activity. Gene Ontology annotation, cellular component: intracellular anatomical structure.
UAGAAGUCACUAUCAAAACCACACCACAUACAACAUCCGCAAUGUCUACUCCGGCUCAUCUAGUGAACCGUCCAGCACCGAACACUCCAUACUUUACUCCCCUUCAAGAUCCUCCAGCCGGCACCGCCUUGGUAGAGGACGGAAAGAAAGAUGCUGUUCCCAAGCUCUUCCGGCCCCUCAAGAUCCGAGGUCUUACCCUCCAGAACCGUAUUAUGUUGAGCCCGCUCUGCCAGUACUCUGCUCCCGACGGACACUACACAAUGUGGCAUCACACCCACAUGGGCGGCAUCAUCCAACGCGGUCCCGGACUCACUUGCGUUGAAGCCACAGCCGUGACUCCUCAAGGUCGCAUCACGCCUGAAGACGUUGGCAUCUGGCAAGACUCUCAGAUCGAGCCUCUUGCCAAGGUCGUCGAGUUUGCCCACUCCCAGAAUCAGAAAAUCAUGAUUCAAUUGGCGCAUGCGGGCCGCAAAGCGAGCACUGUAGCACCGUGGUUGAGCGGCGGCGAUGUUGCUGGUGAGGACGUCAACGGAUGGCCACAGGAUGUCUGGGCGCCCAGUGCGAUUCCGUGGAACGAGAAGCAUGCUGUUCCAAAGGAGAUGUCGUUGGAUGACAUCGAGGCUUUCAAGAAGGCGUUCGGUGAGGCAGUCAAGCGGGCGUUGAAGGCUGGAUUUGAUGUUAUUGAGAUUCACAAUGCUCACGGAUACCUCCUCCACGAAUUCAUCUCGCCUGUGAGCAACACCAGGACCGACAAAUACGGCGGAAGCUGGGAAAACCGCACUCGUCUGACAAUCGAAGUCGUGGACCUUGUCCGCAGCAUCAUUCCCAAAGACAUGCCUCUCUUCCUCCGUAUCUCCGGCACCGAUUGGCUCGAGGAGAGCGACAUCAAGGAGUCAUGGACUUCCGCAGACACCGCGAAGCUUGCGCCAAUCCUGGCCGAGCACGGCGUCGAUCUCCUCGACGUCUCUUCUGGAGGCAACCACCCCAAGCAACAUCCUCACAGCAAGCCCGCUUACCAAGCUCCGUUCGCUAUCGAAGCGAAGAAGGCCGUGGGACAUAACAUGGCCGUCAGCUCGGUCGGAUCCAUCGAUAGCGCGAAGUUGGCGAACGAUCUAUUGGAGAAGGAUGGUCUAGAUCUGAUCAUCGUUGGCAGGGCGUUCCAGAAGAACCCGGGAUUGGUUUUCCAGUGGGCGGACGACUUGGAUGUCAAGGUGCAGAUGCCGAACCAGAUACGAUGGGGUUUCGGAGGACGCGGAGCUAGUGCGGACAAUGUAACGCCUGCUACGAAGAUUCCGGAGUUGAUUGGGGAGGCUUAG